AUGGCUGUAAGUAGGCCCCAAUUCAAAGGUCUUCUGCUGGACAUGGAUGGCACACUUGUUGAUACGGAUCACUUACACUUUGCAAUCUUCCAAGAAAUGUGUAUAGAGUAUGGCUUUACGGAGUGUUGUCCGCUAACCCGGCCGUUCUUCAAUACUCACAUCUGCGGACGCAACAAUGCGCAGAUCAUGGAAAGGCUCUUCCCAGAAUGGAGUUUAGAGCAGAGAAAAGCGUUCACGGUAGUGAAGGAGAAACGGUUAAUGGUUCUAGUGAAUAAACCAGACGCUCUCCAUCCUAUCAAGGGGGAUAGUGCGUUGCCUAUCAUCGAGGCUAUAGGAUUCACUGCUUGGUUGAGUGGGCCCGAGGGCCUCAUCAGCGGAUACGAAUGUAAGCGCGCCAAACCGUUCCCCGAUCCAUAUUUGGAAGGUGCUAGGAAACUAGGUUUACCUCCUAGCGAGUGCAUGGCCAUAGAAGACUCGUUGGGGGGGCUGCAAGCGGCCUGUUCGGCUGGAGUGGGAUUGGUGGUGGGCAUCACAACGACCUUUGGGGAAGAGCAGCUCAUUGCGGCUGGUGCACAUAUUGUCAUUGCAGACUACACGGACGAGCGCCUUUACACAAAGCCUCUGGAUCAACGAAAGUUGCAGCGGGAAAUCUGGAUCCGUAAGCAGCCUGCGACAAGAUUUGGGCUGUGUAUUUGUCGACUGGAGGGUGAGAUGUAUGUCACAGAUGUACGCGAAAAUAGUAUAGCGUGGAAUGCCGGGAUUAAUAUUAGUGAUCGCAUAGUCUCUAUCGAUGACAUUCAGCUGACUCCCCAUCAUUUUGAUGCCCAGACUGUCCUUGAUUUACUUUAUCAGGCAGGUCCGAGUUUAGUCCUUCGAGUCGUAGACCAGCCCAGAUUCUGCCGUGUUGAGAUGAAAAAGAGUACGCCUAACUCUGCUUUGGGGCUUGUGUACUUACCUGGAGCGACGAAUGAACACCCAGGUAGAGUGACGAGUGCCUAUUUGGGCUGCGCUGCUGAGCAGAUCGCCAAUGCUAAUCUAUCGAUAGUAAGUGUUGACGGUGAAGACACGAUCUCAAUGCCAGAUAGAGAUAUGAUGGAGAAAAGAGGAACAUGGGGAAAAGCCGGAACUCCGUGCGAGGAAAUGCUACGUAGAUCGCAACCAUCAAUCAAUGCUAACCAUGUGGAGAACUAAACAAAUCGGCAUAGGCCGAACUGAUUCUAUUUGUCUUGUCUGCUGGCUAGAAUUGCUGAAAAUGACACAGCCUCCCC
Messenger RNA from Sphaeroforma arctica JP610, 1268 nucleotides. RefSeq lists its product as hypothetical. Gene Ontology annotation, molecular function: protein binding. The transcript is spliced from 6 exons. The coding region runs from base 1 to 1191 and encodes 396 amino acids. NCBI's taxonomy places the organism in Eukaryota, Ichthyosporea, Ichthyophonida. The record is from RefSeq and is a predicted model, not a curated record.